AUGUCAUAAGUCCACAAACGUCUAAUAUCAAUUUGUUUUUGCUGUUUAAACACGUCAUUGUUUGUAUUGUGAAAUAUUUGUAAUUAUAGAGUCGAGGUCGAGUUCAGAUUUUGCAUUUCGUGAAUCACUAAAAAUGGAUAGUGUGGUUUCAGAAGAACCAAUGACGAUGUUUAACCCAAUUACAUUUGUUCUGCGGUUUCUAGCAUCAUAUGGAUGGUACUUAGUGGGAGCUUCAGCGGCCAUGCUGUAUGCAGCUCACAAGCUCAGUCCUCGCAUCGAACGAUGGCGACAGGCGAGGGAAGAUGCUGCAUAUCAUAAAGACCCGGAUGUAGCGCUGGCACGGAUGGCUGCCAUACAAGAGGCGCGGGAGAGACAGCAGAGGCUGCUGGAGGAGGCCUCCGCUAGAGCACUCAGAGAACAGAAGGAGCGUGAGGAGCGCAAGAGAGCGGAGAUGGCAGAAAGGCUGAAGAAGUUAGAGGAAAAUGGUGGACACAGGCUGGGUGCUGGUGCUGGAGAUGACUACCUGCCGCUGAGUGGCGGCGCCUCCACCUCCUCGUACCGCCCGCCAAAGCGCUCCGCAUGCUCACGCGGCGGCUGCGGGGGGUGAACACCACACCUCACCCUCACCACACACACACCCACACCCCUCUCCCCUCAUACACAUAAACCCAGUGAAUACACUCGAACCUGGACAAGCGAGGAUCUAAGGGACCUCGAUAUUUUUCAUGCUUAGGUUCUUCUUUAUCCCGAGUUUAUCUUAUAUAGAGGUUAUAUUACGGGAUCAAGACAAUAACUCUCACUUAUAGAGGUUUCUCCCUCAUCCAGGUUCCACUGUAUAUCAUAUAUAUUGUAUUAAUAACACAAACUUUGAUAGUCACAAAAGUAAACCUUCCUACAUACAACAAACUAAUAAAUCUUUUAUUUAAAGAAGUUAUAUCUAACACUGAUUAUGUCAAAUAUAUUCAACUUGUCAAAUGUUUUUGAUUAAUUAUUAAAAAAAAUGGAAAUUAGAUAAAAAUCAGGAAUAUCUCCUGAUGUAAAAAUAACUAAAAUAUUUAAGAAAUAUUAAAUGUUACUUACAUUGCUCAUAAAUUUAACUAUUUUAUU
Molecule: messenger RNA, 1107 nt
Organism: Papilio xuthus (Asian swallowtail)
Lineage: Eukaryota; Metazoa; Arthropoda; Insecta; Lepidoptera; Papilionidae
Exons: 6
Coding region: 134-607 (157 amino acids)
Biological process (GO): retrograde protein transport, ER to cytosol; endoplasmic reticulum unfolded protein response
Cellular component (GO): endoplasmic reticulum membrane; Derlin-1 retrotranslocation complex; Derlin-1-VIMP complex
Source: RefSeq, a predicted model, not a curated record